Molecule: messenger RNA, 1008 nt
Organism: Lolium rigidum
Lineage: Eukaryota; Viridiplantae; Streptophyta; Magnoliopsida; Poales; Poaceae
Product: acetylglutamate kinase, chloroplastic-like
Exons: 2
Coding region: 1-1008 (335 amino acids)
Biological process (GO): L-arginine biosynthetic process
Cellular component (GO): chloroplast thylakoid; cytoplasm
Molecular function (GO): ATP binding; acetylglutamate kinase activity; arginine binding
Source: RefSeq, a predicted model, not a curated record
AUGCUCGUCACCAAGCCCAGCCUUUCCCUCGCCCUCCCUUCCGUAUCCCUCCCAAACCCUAACCUCAAUGCUGGCUGGGCUACGCCCUUCGCCUCGUCUCGGCCCCGCAGCCUCCGCGUGUCGGCCUCCUCCUCCCUGGCGCCCCAGCCCGCGGCCGCGGCGCUGAACCGCGUGGGCAUCCUGUCGGAGGCGCUCCCCUUCAUCCAGCGGUUCAAGGGCAAGACGGUGGUGGUCAAGUACGGCGGCGCGGCGAUGAAGUCCCCGAAGCUGCAGGCGUCGGUGAUCCGCGACCUGGUGCUCCUCUCCUGCGUCGGCCUGCGCCUCGUGCUCGUGCACGGCGGCGGACCGGAGAUCAACUCCGUGCUGCAUCGCUUCGGCGUCGAGCCACAGUUCCGCAACGGCCUCCGCGUCACCGACGCGGCCACCAUGGAGGUGGUGGAGAUGGUGCUGGCAGGCAAGGUCAACAAGCACCUCGUCUCCCUCGUCUGCCUGGCCGGCGCCACGGCCGUCGGCCUCUGCGGCAAGGACGCGCGCCUCCUCACCGCGCGGCCCUCCCCGGACGCCGCGGAGCUCGGCUUCGUCGGCGAGGUGGCGCGCGUCGACCCCUCCGUGCUCCAACCCAUCAUCGCCUCCGGCCACAUCCCGGUCAUCGCCACCAUCGCCGCCGACAAGGUCGGGCAGGCCUACAACAUCAACGCGGACACCGCAGCGGGGGAGAUCGCCGCCGCCAUUGGCGCCGAGAAGCUGCUGCUGAUGACCGACGUGUCUGGAAUACUCGCGGACCGGGAUGACCCAGGGAGCCUUGUGAAGGAGAUCUACGUCGCCGGGGUUCGGCGGAUGGUGGACGAGGGCAAGGUGGGCGGCGGGAUGAUUCCCAAGGUGGAGUGCUGCGUGCGCGCGCUGGCGCAGGGCGUGCGCACCGCGAACAUCAUCGACGGCCACGUCACGCACUCGCUACUGCUGGAAAUCCUCACCGACGAGGGCACAGGUACCAUGAUCACGGGCUGA